UAGAGGCUCCACCUUGUACAGUACCGUCUUACUACAUGUGAGACUUUAAGAAAUUGCAUUUCAGCACAUAGGGGGUGUUGCCGCAAAGUAGCCAUAUUGAAUGAAUUGAGACGUUCCGCUGUCAACCAUCGCCGUCCACCCAACUAGGUCCCGAUGAAGACAGCUCCUUGUAAAUUCUACUCCCCACACUUUUCUUCUUCACGAUGGCCGCCACGGACAUAGACAUUUUCGCUAAUGAAGAGGAACGUUGCCUGGAGCUGGGCGGCCAUGUUGGGUUUGACAGUCUUCCAGACCAGUUGGUCAGUAAAUCAGUCACACAGGGAUUCUGCUUCAACAUCCUGUGUGUUGGUGAGACAGGGAUAGGGAAGUCAACGUUGAUGAACACGCUGUUCAACACACUGUUUGAGGCCGAGGAGGCCAGCCACUACCAGAACGGUGUGUACCUGCGGCCCAGGACCUACGACCUGAAGGAGAGCAACGUUCAGCUCAAACUGACCGUAGUCGACACCGUGGGGUUCGGAGACCAGAUCAACAAGGAGGAGAGCUUCAAACCCAUAGUGGACUACAUCGACACCCAGUUUGAGACCUACCUGCAGGAGGAGAUGAAGAUCAAGCGUUCCCUGUUCGACUACCACGACACCAGGAUUCAUAUCUGUCUCUACUUCAUCGCCCCCACCGGACACUCUCUCAAAUCACUGGAUCUGGUCACCAUGAAGAAACUGGACAGCAAGGUAAACAUAAUCCCCAUCAUUGCCAAGGCAGACACCAUAUCUAAGAGCGAGCUGCACAAGUUCAAGAUCAAGAUCAUGUCAGAGCUGGUGAGCAACGGUGUUCAGAUCCACCAGUUCCCUACUGAGGACGAGGCUGUCACCGAGAUCAACUCCUCUAUGAAUGCCCAUCUGCCCUUCGCUGUGGUGGGGAGUGUUGAGGAGGUUGAAGUGGGGAAUAAGAUGGUGAAAGCCAGACUGUAUCCCUGGGGAACUGUACAGGUGGAGAACGAGAGCCACUGUGACUUUGUGAAGCUGAGAGAGAUGUUGCUGAGAGUGAACAUGGAAGACCUGAGAGAGCAGACUCACGCCAGACACUACGAGCUCUACAGACGCUGCAAACUGGAGGAGAUGGGAUUUACAGAUACAGACCCCGACAACAAACCCUUUAGUCUGCAGGAGACGUAUGUGGCCAAGCGGAGAGAGUUCCUGGGGGAUCUGCAGCAUAACGAGGACGACAUGAGACAGAUGUUUGUCAACAAGGUGAAGGAGACCGAGGCAGAGCUGAAAGUAAAGGAGAGGGAGCUCCAUGAGAGGUUUGAGCAGCUGAAGAGGAUGCAUCAGGAGGAGAAGAGGAAUCUGGAGGAGAAGAGGAGUGACCUGGAGGAAGAGAUGAACGACUUCAACAGGAGGAAGGUGGCAGCUGAGACGCUGAUGGGUCAGUCUCUACAGGGAUCCUCACAACCAUUCAGAAAGGACAAGAAGAAUUGAUUCGUGGCACCACAGCAACACCAAGGCAACCAGGAAUGUGUCUCUUCAUCACCAUGGAAACAAGGGACUUAUUUUAUCUUCACUUUUUAUCUUCAGGGACUAUUUAAUUCUCAAAUUGUAUGAAUGGACCCCAAUGACACCUCUUUGACACUACAUGUGAGAGAGCGAGCGAGAGAAAUGUGUGUGAUGAUGAUGAGUUGGCUGUGAGCCGCUCUGUAUUCAAGGAUCAGAAAGAUGACCUUACACAGUGGACUUCAUGGGCGUGUCCAAAAUGGCCCCCUAUUCCCUACAGUAUACAUGUCUUGUGGAGUCAGCACUGGAGAUCAAAGUGUGCAUCCUAAAUGGCCCACUAUUCCCUAUAUAGUGCACUACUUUUGACCAGCGCCAAGUAGUGCACUAUAUAGGGAAUAGGGUGUAAUUCAGGACGCUGGCGUUCUCUCCAGUGCUGACUCCACAAGACGUGUGAAAACAAAACCUGUGGACUCAGUUAUGAUAACUUUAGUGUAUGUGGUUUUACGUUCCUGGUGUGAAUGUGUCAAUCUACCAUCUGAAACGUACAUAGACAUUAGAACCAGGAAACGUAAGGCUAGGAAGAAAGUAUGUAUAGUUCUAUCUUGGUUUCCAAACUGCUUCUGAAACAGAGCGACAGCUCGCCUUCCAGGCUAAUAUAGUUUACCCAUCACUGUGUCAAAUAUUGACUGUGAACUGUGUGUGUGUGUGUGUGUGUGUGUGUGUGUGUGUGUGUUAAUUUGUAUGUGUGUAUUAAUGCCAGCGAAGACAGUUUUUGGAGGAUAUAUUGGCACGGAUGUUUUUAGGCAUUAUCACUUUUAUACAACGGGCUACCAACAUAUUCAAAUAAUGAUUUACAUAUUUUCAUUAAAAAAGUGUAUUUUGAUUAAUUUAUUCAUACUAUUUCAUCUUUCCAUGAGAUAUAGUCCUGACACAAAUUUAAGGUUGCUACCCAAUCCAGCUGAUUGCUGGUCGUUCGUUCUAUCGGUUUGGUUGACAGAGAUGCGACCCAGUCGUUAAGUCUUUUUGUUCUGUAUCUAUAGACCCAGUCGUUAAGUCUUUUUGUUCUGUAUCUAUGGACCCAGUCGUUAAGUCUUUUUGUUCUGUAUCUAUGGACCCAGUCGUUAAGUCUUUUUGUUCUGUAUCUAUGGACCCAGUCGUUAAGUCUUUUUGUUCUGUAUCUAUAGACCCAGUCGUUAAGUCUUUUUGUUCUGUAUUUAUGGACCCAGUCGUUAAGUCUUUUUGUUCUGUAUCUAUGGACCCAGUCGUUAAGUCUUUUUGUUCUGUAUCUAUAGACCCAGUCGUUAAGUCUUUUUGUUCUGUAUCUAUGGACCCAGUCGUUAAGUCUUUUUGUUCUGUAUCUAUAGACCCAGUCGUUAAGUCUUUUUGUUCUGUAUCUAUGGACCCAGUCGUUAAGUCUUUUUGUUCUGUAUCUAUAGACCCAGUCGUUAAGUCUUUUUGUUCUGUAUCUAUAGACCCAGUCGUUAAGUCUUUUUGUUCUGUAUCUAUGGACCCAGUCGUUAAGUCUUUUUGUUCUGUAUCUAUAGACCCAGUCGUUAAGUCUUUUUGUUCUGUAUCUAUGGACGCAACAGUCAUGCGUUCUAAAUGUUCCAUUGCCAUACUGGCUGGCAACGUUCUUAUCCCUUGCUUGCCAGCUAGCCAACUAUGGCUAAUUUACAGUCACGUCAAACAGUACAGCCAGGAUAACAGCAAAGUAGCUGCGUUUGGGUUUGUUUAAGGUGUUUUCUAGUGACAUUUAUUUGGAUACAUCCAUAACAAUGAGCUAAUGAUGCACAAUUUUGCAUGGCAUAGAAUGUGCUCGCUCGUCAGGACAGUGUUGUUCAGAGGAGCUAGCCAACAACACAGCUAACACAAUCACUAGCUGCAUUUCGUUUCGUUUUACCUGUUAUCUAUUGACAUUUCUUUGUAUAUAUCCAUACAAAUGAUGCCAGCUGAUUCAUGAUUUCCACUGGCUGAAAAAAACUGUCUGUCUGUCUCGUCCGGACUCCCAACAUGUUCAUUACUAUGGGACAGCUGGAGAUGAUGUCAAAUUUUAAAGAGACAGACAGAAAGGGUUAUACAAAUCUCCGCUGUUGAAAACCAAUUGCUAGUCUAAAAGAAAUGGGAUAUAAUGUCCAGAUGCUUUUUAUAGUGGAGAUCAAGUUUAUAAAUGACCUGGCUGGGCUGAUGAGACAGUGGAUUGCGCAGUGAGAUGGAACAGAGUAAAUAGACAUUUUAACUUCAUAGGUUUAGCCGGUGGUGACUAGUGGAAUAGACACUGGCUGGAAUGCGGUUUUAACCAAUCAGCAUCCAGGAUUAGACCCAUCCGUUGUAUAACAUAGAUUAUGCAUUUGUGUAUUUAUACAUGCAAAUGUAUGUAAAGUAAUCUAAAUAUGACUAAACCAUAGUCAAUAGAAGUGUAAUAAUUAAUCCAGUGCUGUUUUACAUGAAUACAGAACUUGUAUACUGUAUAUGAAUAUAUGCAUAUUAAUACUAUAUUUUCGAGUUGCUGAUAGCUAGGUAGAGUCCAGUAUGUAAAUACUGUAUCUAGGUAGAGUCCAGUAUGUUAUCUGUAGCUAGGUUACCUGCAGCUAGGUAGAGUCCAGUAUGUUAUGAUGCUGUUGCUAGGUAGAGUCCAGUAUGUAAAUACUGUAUCUAGGUAGAGUCCAGUAUGUUAUCUGUAGCUAGGUUACCUGUAGCUAGGUAGAGUCCAGUAUGUUAUGAUGCUGUAGCUAGGUAGAGUCCUGUAUGUUAUGAUACUGUUGCUAGGUAGAGUCCAGUAUGUUAUGAUGCUGUAGCUAGGUAGAGUCCAGUAUGUUAUGAUGCUGUAGCUAGGUAGAGUCCAGUAUGUUAUCCUGUAGCUAGGUAGAGUCCAGUAUGUUAUCCUGUAGCUAGGUAGAGUCCAGUAUGUUAUCCUGUUGCUAGGUAGAGUCCAGUAUGUUAUGAUGCUGUAGCUAGGUAGAGUCCAGUAUGUUAUGAUGUAGCUAGGUAGAGUCCAGUAUGUUAUGAUACUGUUGCUAGGUAGAGUCCAGUAUGUUAUGAUACUGUAGCUAGGUAGAGUCCAGUAUGUUAUGAUACUGUAGCUAGGUAGAGUCCAGUAUGUUAUGGUGCUGUAGCUAGGUAGAGUCCAGUAUGUUAUGAUACUGUAGCUAGGUAGAGUCCAGUAUGUUAUGAUACUGUAGCUAGGUAGAGUCCAGUAUGUUAUGAUGUAGCUAGGUAGAGUCCAGUAUGUUAUCCUGUAGCUAGGUAGAGUCCAGUAUGUUAUGAUACUGUAGCUAGGUAGAGUCCAGUAUGUGAUGAUGCUGUAGCUAGACAGAGUCCAGUAUGUUAUGAUGCUGUUGCUAGGUAGAGUCCUGUAUGUUAUCCUGUAGCUAGGUAGAGUCCAGUAUGUUAUGAUACUGUAGCUAGGUAGAGUCCAGUAUGUUAUGAUACUGUAGCUAGGUAGAGUCCAGUAUGUUAUGGUGCUGUAGCUAGGUAGAGUCCAGUAUGUUAUGAUACUGUAGCUAGGUAGAGUCCAGUAUGUUAUGAUACUGUUGCUAGGUAGAGUCCAGUAUGUUAUGAUGCUGUAGCUAGGUAGAGUCCAGUAUGUUAUGAUGCUGUUGCUAGGUAGAGUCCUGUAUGUUAUCCUGUAGCUAGGUAGAGUCCAGUAUGUUAUGAUGCUGUUGCUAGGUAGAGUCCAGUAUGUUAUCCUGUAGCUAGGUAGAGUCCUGUAUGUUAUCCUGUAGCUAGGUAGAGUCCAGUAUGUUAUGAUGCUGUUGCUAGGUAGAGUCCAGUAUGUUAUCCUGUAGCCAGAUAGAGUCCAGUAUGUUAUGAUGCUGUUGCUAGGUAAAGUCCAGUAUAUUCUAUUAUAAUUAUAAUAAUUAUAAUUUAUUACAUUUCUAUAGUGCUUUUCAUAGAAUCUCAAAGCGCUUCAAUUGCAAAAAAAAACAAGCAAGCAAUGUAACAUGACAGGUUAACCAAUAAAGAGUCCAAUAAAGAGUCUUUGAAAGCUGCAUCCUCUGAAGAUAGAGAAAAUCAGUUCAGAGAGAAGGUCAGUUCAGCGUUUGAGCGGAGAGAGCUGGUCAGAGGAUGGUGAUGGAGUCCGCUGAUGAUCUUGUAGUGGGCAAGUCUGGGAACCAGCCUGAGUCUUAUAGCCGCCACUGGACUUCUCCUCUUCCACUCUGUGUAACACUGAUGCCUCAGCAGCUCUGGGCGCCAGAAAGUUCACCACACGAAGUUCAAGAAUAAGUAGCAAAUCGUCCUCACUACCAGCCCUCUGCCUCAUCACUGCUGUAUUCCUCUGUCUGCUCUUCCUCUCACGCCACUCCUCAAAUGAUGUUCUUAGAAGAUCAGGAAUUAGCAGCCAGUUAAAAAAAAUACAUUUAAAAAGGCUUGUACUGCGUCCAGAUGCAUAAUUCAAAUAAAAACAUUAGCCAUUUAGCUAGCUAGCCAAGCCAAAAAGUGUUAACCUGUCAGUCAACCUGCAAAGCCAUGGCUCAAAAACACCAGUUAUAUGCAAUGUUAUCAAAAACAAAAGAGAUGAUUUUAAAAAUCCACAAUUAAAAACAUCUAAAAAAUAACUAAAUAUGUACACAUUUACAGGAGCUCUGUACUUAGGCUUCUACUAGGGCACCAUGGCAACUAAACGCAGCAAAAAAAGAAACGUCCCUUUUUCUGUCUUUCAAAGAUAAUUCGUAAAAAUCCAAAUAACUUCACAGAUCUUCAUUGUAAAGGGUUUAACACUGUUUCCCAUACUGACUCUGAAAAACACCAAAAGAAAGAGGCCCAGGGUCCCUGCUCAUCUGCGUGAACGUGCCUUAGGCAUGCUGCAAGGAGGCAUGAGGACUGCAGAUGUGGACAGGGCAAUAAUUUGCAAUGUUCGUACUGUCAGACGCCUAAGACAGCGCUACAGGGAGUCAGGACGGACAGCUGAUCGUCCUCGCAGUGGCAGACCACGUGUAACAACACCCACACAGGAUCGGUACAUCCGAAUAUCAUACCUGCGGGACAAGUACAGGAUGGCAACAACAACGGCCCGAGUUACACCAGGAACGCACAAUCCCUCCUUCAGUGCUCAGACUGUCCGCAAUAGGCUGAGAGAGGCUGGACUGAGGGCUUGUAGGCCUGUUGUAGAGGCAGGUCCUCAACAGACAUCUCCGGCAAUGACGUCGCCUAUGGGUACAAACCCACCGUCGCUGGACAAGACAGGACUGGCAAAAAGUGCUCUUCACUGACGAGUCGCGGUUUUGUCUCACCAGGGGUGGUGGUCGGAUUCGCGUUUAUCAUCGAAGGAAUGACCGUUACACCGAGGCCUGGAGCGGGAGCGAUUUGGAGGUGGAGGGUCCGUCAUGGUCUGCGGCGGUGUGUCACAGCAUCAUCGGACUGAGCUUGUUGUCAUUGCAGGCAAUCUCAACGCUGUGCGUUACAGGGAAGACAUCCUCUUCCCUCAUAUGGUACCCUUCCUGCAGGCUCAUCCUGACAUGACCCUCCAACAUGACAAUGCCACCAGCCAUACUGCUCGUUCUGUGCGUGAUUUCCUGCAAUACAGGAAUGUCAUCAUUCUUCCAUGGCCAUCGAAGAGCCCGGAUCUCAAUCCCAUUGAGCACGUCUGGGACCUGUUGGAUAAGAGGGUGAGGGCUAGGGCCCUUCCCCCCAGAAAUGUCCGGGAACUUGCAGGUCCCUUGGUGGAAGAGAGGGGUAACAUCUCACAGCAAAAACUAGCAAAUCUGGUGCAGUCCAUGAGGAGGAGAUGCACUGCAGUACUUAAUGCAGCUGGUGGCCACACCAGAUACUGACUGUUACUUUUGAUUUUGACCCUCCCUUUGUUCAGGGACACAUUAUUCCACUUCUGUUAGUCACAUGUCUGUGGAACUUGUUCCGUUUAUGUCUCAGUUGUUGAAUCUUGUUAUGUUCAUACAAAUAUUUACACAUGUUUGCUGAAAAUAAACGCAGUUGACAGUGAGAAGACGUUUAUGCGCAGUUUAUACUAUGCAAUAAGGGUGAAAGCGACCAUACAAUUGAAUUAAAUAUGUAAAGGUAAAAAGUUGAGAGGAGAUAUGGUUUACAGAGCUGAAGGACAUCUGACUGCUGUUUAUUCUCUGAAAUGUUACUGUUAAAGAGAAAGAGGAGAAGACCUCUGUAUGCCUUUUCAUUCCAAUCAAGAAGUAAAAGGGAAUUCACUUGGGACGUGUAUGCAUUGUUCUGGGACUUCAGAAGGCGAAUCGUGGUUUUAUCAAUGCUGUAUAUUUGCAGCCUAUAAGGAAUGUAUAGAUACAAUUCAUGAGUUUUUACCAGCUACACUGAUCACUCACCUGUACUUUACUUCUCUGUUCUCUGUAUCACUUGGCUGACAACUCAAACUGAAUUAUUCCACUGCUCUAUCGUUCUCUACGUACUUCAGUCAGAGACUGACAUCAUUUAAGUCGUUUGUGGUGAUGUCAUAAUGAGGGGUGUUGCACAAAACAUAGUCAUCAAAGAUUGGAUCAUUGAUAACCAAUCAGAGUAUCAAAGCCAAUGACACAUUUUCAAAACAACGCUUUACCCACGUGUGUUCUGGCCCUGGCCCAACACAUCGGUUUCUGGGAACAAUCAGACGGCCUAGAAUUGAUUUACAUUCUAGAAAUCGUCAGAUCCAGACUCAUUGUGGAGAAGAAUCUAAUGUCUGUGGGUGUGGCGUAGCAUUUGGCCAGAGCAAGGAGUUUGGGUAACCAGGCAACUGUAUUGCAUGAAAUGGUGCAACCAUAUCCUAUAGCAGCAGGCUUUAAAGUAGGGCGUCUUAAAAUACCCAAGACCUGGUUGACUGUGGUGUUUGUGGGUCAUGAAUGUUGUUUCCCAACCCUGCAUAUCCUCCUCCCAUUACUUUGCUCUGAAAGUUUUAUUUUAGCCUGAGUGCUAGUGUGUUUGUGCUAUCAUGCCUACUCCAGCAUGUAUGGCUUGACAAUGAGCAGUGGAGUUGACAAGAGCACAAACAGAUCUGUGACCAGGCUAGUUUUUUAUUUCUCCAGUAAGCCUGGCUUAUCUGAGUUACGUAGGAGAGAUUGUUUUAUUGUUCCCCGGGCAAUGAAUCAAUGAAUAGCAAGUAUUGUCAUAGUUUUAACCUGUUUCAAUUGAGGGUUAAUUAUGUAAUAAACAGUUAAUCUAGGGAUUAGCAUAUGCAAAAUACUGGUCAUCAAAAUACUAACUUACUUAUAGACUACUUUUAGUCACAUAAUCAUCAUAUUCAUGUUCAUAAAUGUACAGUACUCAAUUCCCAGUGAGUAGAGGUUUACAGAAAGUAGUAUAGUUUUAUGUUCUGUUCAUUUAUCAUGACUUUCCUGGGCAUGCAGUAUGUAUACUCUUGUAGGCUAGCCUGCCUCCUUGUCUCCUGUUCAAAUCAAUGACCUGAGCUUUUUCUUUUUCUUUUCAUAGCUUCUUUAGUCUUCCGUCUGCGUACUCCCUAACAUCAGGAAGGAAUUUAAAUUAGAAGACUGACUUUCUACCAUGCCAAAAGGAUGGCUGUUCUAUUCUUCCCCGAUUUGACUAUUAACAAGCUAUUGAGGUUACUAUUUUUUACAGCGUGAUUCAAAGCUUAAUUUUUGUAAAAAUAUGUGAGUCUGAGUCCCAAAUGACACCAUAUUCCCUAUGUAGUGCACUACUUUUGACGUAAGCCCCUGGUCAAAAGUAGUGCACUACAUAGGGAAUCGAGUGCCAUUUAGGACGGACACCUUGCUGUGAUGUGCUCUCCUUUCUGAACUCUUGAAGUGAUGUUCCUACCAAUACCUGGUCCUGGAGUCUUCAAUACAGUGCAGGCCAAGCUCAGCAUAAUAUUAAACACAUUCUCUAAUACUUAGAAAGUAUACAGGCUAUCUAUAGGGCUAUAAAGUAGUGCACUAUAUAGGGAAUAGGGUGCCAUUUGGGAUGCAAACUUGGUUCAAUAAAAGCUGAUGCUCUAAAGCCGUCAAACUCAACUCUGGACCUCAAAGCCAGUUCCACUGCAUUUUUUUCAUUGACCACGUUUACAUGUGCACAGUAUUCUGGAUAAUAUCCUGCUUAAGGUCUUAUUCGGGAUAAGCUAUUUACAUGCACCUUUUGAUAUCCCGCUCUUGAGUAUCCCUGUAGCCAUGAAUAAACUGAAUAUUCCUCAUUUAAUUAUAUGGCUUAAAUGGAUUAGUAACUGAAAUAUGGACACUGAGUAGUAAGCUUAUAACCUCACGUAGUGUAAUAUAAUAUUAAUUCUUGCAGAAUUAUGAAUUUCAGGAUGGCCAGACAGGAUGGCCAGUGUUGAAUGUUUAUCAUUUUUAACUUAAAAAAGAGACCCUUAAACCCAGACUUUGGACCACACACCCACUCCACUGAAUAACAGGCUAGUGAUUGCUUUGAUGUGUUUGCAGUAAGCCACUGAUUCCUUCCAAACCACUCAUUGUUGAAUUUGCAAUUUCCAACUUUUUGUAUAAUUUUUUAUUUUAUGAUUUUUUAAAUUACUUUUAUUUAACUAGGCAAGUCAGUUAAAAACAAAUUCUUAUUUACAAUGACGGCCUACUAAAAAGCAAAAGGCCUCCUGCGGGGACGGGGGCAGGGAUUUAAAAAUAUAUAUAUAAAUAUAGGACAAAAAACACACAUCGCGACAAGAGAGACAACACAACACUACGUAAAGAGAGACCUAAGACAACAACAUAGCAAGGCAGCAACACAUGACCACACAGCAUGGUAGCAACACAACAUGACAACAACAUGGUAGCAACACAACAUGGUAGCAGCACAAAACAUGACACAAACAUUAUUGGGCAUAGACAACAGCAAAAGGGAAAGAAGGUAGAUGUUUAUGUCCAAUGGUCGAUGAGCACUGAUACGUUUUAUCUUCAUUAUUUCUCUUCAUAUGACAAGAAUUAAAAAGGAUUUACCAGUAGAUUGUCGACUUGAUUCAUGAUGAUGACUGCUAGCUAAGAUUUUGAAGUCCAAUCAAAGCUACUGUAGAUAUAAUGUGAUUUGAUGUAAUUUUAUCUGUGGCCAAUGACCUCGAGCCUUCUUGGAUGCCCAGUCCAAUCAAAGCUACUGUAGAUAUAACGUGAUAUGACUUCAUUUUAUCUGUGGCCAAUGACCUUGAGCCUUCUUGGAAGGGCACUUCUUAUGUAAGUCUAUGUCAGCACCCAAGAGGCUUGAAUUUUCAAGCUCUACCCUUAGAUUUGGCGGUAACAUAGUGUCCCCAUGAGUGAUAGAACACUGAGCCGAUCAUGGUGCAACUAGAGAACAUUACCAACCCCUACACUCCGUAUUUUCCGCUGGCUGCCCCACCACCACAGAAAGCACUAAGCUAGGCUGAAACACCUGCAUUUUGGAGCUGCCUUACUCAAGAAAGCAAAAAAGAGAGCAUGUAUGUGGCUUUAUUAACUGAAUUAUUUAUUUAUUUUAAAUGUUUUUUUUACAUUAUUUGCAAACUGAUAUGUGACCGGUAUUAAUGCCAAAAUAACAUGCAAAACAGGAAACCCAAAUAAAUGCUGGGCUCAAAGCCCCACCUGCCUUGAAUGACGGGUCGCCACUGAUCAUAUCCCAGGCAUCUUAUCCGGGUUUAUCAUAACCGGGUUACAAGCUUUUUCGGGUUAUUGUAAACGAGAUAUGAUGUUUAUAUGCGUCAACUCAAAAACGGAAUACUUGAGUAUCCCGAAUAAUAACGGGAUAUUGGUGUGCAUGUAAACGUGGUCAUUAUUGUUGAUUUAGACCUGGGCCACCAGGUGUGUGAAAUUAAUUAUUAGGUAGAACAGAAAACCUGCAGGCUCUGGACCUCGUAGGGUCAGUUGAAUGCCCUGCUCUACAGCAUGCUUCUCUGCAUGGCAUUUUACAGGAUGGUUUUCUUAAAUAAGCAUUAGAUAACUAGCCUGGGUGCCAGUCUGUUUCUAUUCUAGAAAGCAGUUAGCAAGAGAGCAGAAGCAGACUGGCACCCAGGCUAUAAUAUAACAAUGUUCAGAUUAAAAGCUCCCAGAGGUUAUAAAUUAAUUUGAUUAACGAAUGUGCUUUCCUUGCUGUUGUCUAGGUGAGGGUCCCCCCCACCCACCCAGGUUACUGUUCUAAUUAGGGUUGCAACUUUCACUUGGGACAGGGGGGAACAUUCUGAAAUUGCCUUUUUGUGUGUGUGUGUGUCCCCCCCCCCCCAAACGAGGCAACGGUGUGCUUUAGGACCACGCAGACGCCUCUGAGUGGUCGGGUAGGCUGUUUGUAGUGUAUAUCCGACUCUGGAUAACAAAAAAAUUAUAAUUAUGUCCCCCCCACUUCAAAAACCAAAGUUGCGCCCCUGGUUCUAUUUAUUGCCUUCGACUAGUAACUUGUCUUAUUACACUGUGAAAUUGUAGUGUAUGAGUUUCAUUAAGGGUGCUGCAACCUGUAAGAGGUUGUUAGGGUUGUCUAUUUAGAAGGAAUAAUAACUUGAUUUAACAUACUGACUUUGUGGACCCCCCCAUAUGAUCUAUGGAUUAGUAUACCUACUUGUGAAUAAUAAUGCGAUUUGUGGGGUGGUGUUAACAGUUGGGAAUGUAUCAUUUGAUGGCUAUAGAUGAAUCAUUAAGGUGUAUUGUUGAAUUUGUCUGCAAUUGAGAACAAUAUUCCAACAGAAAAAAACGAGACACUAAAACUACUGAAAAAUAUUAAUAUUAUCCUGAAGUGUCCAAGAGUUUAACUAUAAUACCUUAAAAUAUGUUAUCUUAUAAAAGUUAUUGAUUAUACCCUAUCUUGUAUAGAUUAGUAUUUGCUCGCUAUGAAUAAAAAAUACUUUAAAAAAAAA
This is a messenger RNA of Salvelinus fontinalis (brook trout), 12216 nucleotides long. RefSeq names its product septin-8-A-like. The transcript has 10 exons. Gene Ontology annotation, cellular component: cell division site; septin ring; microtubule cytoskeleton. Gene Ontology annotation, molecular function: GTPase activity; GTP binding; molecular adaptor activity. Lineage: Eukaryota; Metazoa; Chordata; Actinopteri; Salmoniformes; Salmonidae. The coding region runs from base 204 to 1478 and encodes 424 amino acids. Gene Ontology annotation, biological process: cytoskeleton-dependent cytokinesis. The record is from RefSeq and is a predicted model, not a curated record.